This is a messenger RNA of Hevea brasiliensis (rubber tree), 949 nucleotides long. RefSeq names its product protein PLANT CADMIUM RESISTANCE 9-like. The record is from RefSeq and is a predicted model, not a curated record. The transcript is spliced from 4 exons. Bases 49 to 630 code for a protein of 193 amino acids. NCBI's taxonomy places the organism in Eukaryota, Viridiplantae, Streptophyta, Magnoliopsida, Malpighiales, Euphorbiaceae.
AAACUUCCACGCAAAAUCCACCUCCAAAUCAUUUCAAAGCCAACCUCCAUGCCUAUAAGAACCCCACAUAUUAUAAAAACAUGUAAUUCUGUAAAUCUUCCUCAUAUAUAUACACGAUAUUGCCUCUACCAAUUUCAAGCAAGAGCAAUGAAACCAAGCAAUAAUCCCUCAAAGCCUAAGACUGUCUCGCCUCCCCCACCUUUCGUGAAGAAGUUCCCUGAAGGGCAAUGGACCUCUGGCCUAUGCGAUUGUUUUGAAGAUCCCUCUAACUGUCUCAUCACCUGCUGCUGUCCAUGCAUCACCUUUGGGCAAAUAGCCGAGAUUAUUGACACGGGGAAUACAUCAUGUGGGCUUGCUGGACUCCUGUACUAUGCGACGGCCUCAAUUGGUUGCGGAUGGCUAUAUGCAUGUACUUACCGAUCUAAACUGCGGGGACUCUUUUCGCUACCAGAAGCUCCCUGUGCCGAUUGGUUGGUGCAAUGUUGCUGUUGUGCUUGUUCUUUGUGUCAGGAGUAUAGAGAACUCAAGAAUCGCGGUGCCGAUCCUUCCAUGGGUUGGCAAGCAAAUGUCGACAAGUGGAGCCGGGAGAAACUCCAGCCGCCGUUUGUUGCACUGGUCAUGGAUCGCUAAAAGCUAGGUCUACGCUCAGAAUUUGAAAAACCUUUGAUAUAAAGCUUCUUAUAUGUUCCUGAUUCCUUUGAUAUAAACAUUCUUAUCUGUUCCUGAUUCCUUUGACAUAAACCUUCAUGUGCUUAUAUGUUCCUAAUUGUAAUCAUGCAAAUUAAUUUGAUAUUAUGUUUGAGAAUUUUGAUUUAAAGUGUGAAGGUGAAUAUAAAUGGGCUAGAGGCUAGAAUCUAUAAUUAUAUGAAAUUUGGAAUUACUUGAAUUUGGGUUAAUUAUUGUCAAAAUCUUAGAAUUAAUCAAUUAGUUAGUUGAUAUUUUAUCUUUA